GAAUGCAAGUAAAUUAGCUGAGUUGGUUAAGACGGAAGGCCUUAUUUAUAAGAAAGGAAAAUUUUCCGCCAUUGAGGACCAACAGUUAAAGACAGCCAUUGAAAACUUUCGCAUUGAGAAGAAUCUAACCCACGAACAGGUUGGCGAAAUCAUCUUCCAGAAAAACGAAAAGGGAAAAGAUAAUGCAUUUUGGUCUGAAAUUAGUAGGUCUUCGUGUCAUGCGUCACUUUUGAAUGGUGAAUGCUGUGUAUCAUCACGUUCGCAGGUUGUUCCACCCCAUGAAGCAGCAGGGAAAAUGGAUGCCUACUGAGGAUGCCCUAUUGAAACAAGCUGUCGCCGACAUCGGUCAACAAUGGGAAAGGGUUAGUGAACGUGUUGGGCGAAUGUCGUCUGACUGUCGUGAUCGGUAUCGGAAUCACAUUGCAAACCGGGACGUACGUGUAACGGGUGCGUGGACGAAGGAGGAGGAGGAAGAGCUUACAAGGAUUGUCAGCGAGAUGACAAUACAACAAGGCAAAGAUAUAGACAAUGAUGUAUUUUGGGGCAAAGUAAGCGAGAGAAUGUUGAACACAAGAGGCAGACAGCAGUGCCGCAUAAAAUGGACCGACUCCCUUAGCAAAACAGUGAAAAAUGAGGGGCAGAAACCGCGAUGGAGCCCACAAGAUGCCUUCAUAUUAGUGCAUAAAGUUGAUUCGCUGAACGUCCGAGAUGACACUGAAAUCGACUGGAAGACACUACCUGAUACGGAUUGGAACCUCUGGAGUGCACAUUCAUUGCAGCGGCGGUGGUUAACCAUGAAGCGAAGUAUCAAAGGUUUCGAGGACAUGACGCAUCAAGAGAUUAUGGAUAUCCUAAGGGUUAAAAAAGCUCAAUUACCAGCUCCUUCCUCUACUCGCAAACGAAAAGUUACUAGCGCAGCUAAUGUGCAUGAUCCAGAAGCCAGUGGCAGCAUAGAUUCUGACGUCGCCGGGUACCCCGAACCAGGUGAAGCAGGCCCAAGUGCUAGACCUGAAGCGACGCAUGAACAGCAGGCAUUUUCACCUGGUCAAGAUGGAUCUGGUUCUCAUCAUAUACCAGGAGAUCCUCACUGAGGACUGCUAUGUAGCCCUGGAUGCAAUACAUAUAGACUCUUGCUGCUACC
This is a messenger RNA of Serpula lacrymans var. lacrymans S7.9, 1141 nucleotides long. RefSeq lists its product as uncharacterized. Gene Ontology annotation, cellular component: nucleus. The record is from RefSeq and is a predicted model, not a curated record. Bases 234 to 1091 code for a protein of 285 amino acids. NCBI's taxonomy places the organism in Eukaryota, Fungi, Basidiomycota, Agaricomycetes, Boletales, Serpulaceae. Gene Ontology annotation, molecular function: transcription cis-regulatory region binding; DNA-binding transcription factor activity. The transcript has 8 exons. Gene Ontology annotation, biological process: regulation of DNA-templated transcription.